AUGUCCUGGUGGAACGAUCGUCCUGAAGCACCACCUCCACCACCUCCACCUCCACCUAGCCCGGCUAAUUGCGAGAAACGAGCUUGCUACUAUUCGAUCACUCCUCCUGGCAAGUGCAAAUGGCACCUCUGCGCGGAUCACGUGGCCGACACACCGAGCCAGUGA
Messenger RNA from Letharia columbiana, 165 nucleotides. RefSeq lists its product as uncharacterized. Bases 1 to 165 code for a protein of 54 amino acids. NCBI's taxonomy places the organism in Eukaryota, Fungi, Ascomycota, Lecanoromycetes, Lecanorales, Parmeliaceae. The transcript has a single exon. The record is from RefSeq and is a predicted model, not a curated record.